AUGAAGUUUGUUUUGUUGAGCGCGCUUGUCGCAGCUGCAGUAGCAACCGAUGCUGGCUGGAAAUACGUCGACGGUUACAUUUUCCCGUGUUUGCGUUCGGGUUGCGCCUCGCCUGCUGCGCAGGUACAAGCUACUGUAAACAGACUUCACUCUGAUGGGGCUGAGUUCGGUAUGCUGUGGCUGGACAUUGAGCGCCUUGCCUGGCCCGCUGACCAAAACGCUAACCGCAACUUCAUCACGGCUAUGGCUAACGAGUUGGAUGCCCUGAAAGUUACAUGGGGAAUCUACACCAACUACAACAACUGGGCAUCGAUUGUUGGAGCCAGCUGGAGCGCCUACGGACAUAAGCCCCUAUGGUGGGCCACCUAUGAUGGCAGGAAGGACAACGCCGACUUCAAGCCGUUCGGUGGCUGGACCAGCGUGGCCAUCCACCAAUGGGCCGGAUCCGUCAAGGGGCCAUGUGGCACGAUCUGCAGAACCCAAGAUCAGCCAACCGUCCCAGCCUUAAAAGCAGCCGGAUCUGGGCUGCAGCAGGGGAUAGAUAAGGAAGGCCCUAUUUGGACACCCGAGAGCUCAACAACCGGCCAUGAACCGUCACUUCUGCGUAUGAUGGUUGGGAUGGCAUUCAGGGCGUGUCCGUCGAUGGAUUCAAAUGCUUGGCUAAUAACGGCCGGCUGGAAUGACGUUGACGGGUAUAUCUUCCCUUGUCUUCGUUCUGGCUGUGCACCACCUGCCAACCAGAUCGAAGCUACCGUUAAUAAGCUGAAUGCAGAGGGGGCUCAAUUUGGAAUGUUGUGGCUUGAUCUGGAGCGUGCGCUUGGUAACCAACUUGAUGCAAUGCACAUCAACUGGGGCAUCUACACCAACUACAACAAUUGGGAAGCUAUCGUCGGUGCGGAUUGGGCGCAGUGGUCGAGCAAACCACUCUGGUGGGCCACCUACGACGGCAGAAAGGAUAUGGCCGACUUCAAGCCGUUCGGCGGUUGGACCAAGGCGGUAAAUGUCGACGGGUUCAAAUGCUUGGCUGCCCACAACUACUCGUUCUUUGUGGCUCGCGUUUGGCAUUCCUACGGUGACUACGAUGAGACCGGCAUUCAAAAUAUUAAGAAUGCGCGCGCCGCGGGUUGGAAAGACAUACAAAAUGUUGUCAAAAAACUGAAUGCGGAGAAUGCCAAUUUUGGGAUGCUGUGGCUAGAUAUUGAAAUUUUCGAAUGGCCUGAUAACAAAACAGCCAACCAGGAUUUCAUUAGCGAAUUGUGCAAGGAGCUUGAUGCUCAGAAAGUCCAAUGGGGGAUUUACAGCAGCGCCCACAAUUGGUUGAAUAUUGUUGGUCUCGAUUGGGCUGUUUGGAAGGAUAAGCCGCUAUGGUGGGCAACGUAUGAUGGAAAGAAGGACUAUGCCGACUUCAAGUCAUUUGGCGGUUGGACAAAGCCGGCUAUUCAUCAGUGGGCUGGGUCGGUGAGCGGGCCCUGUGGAGUCAACAUGGACCUCAAUUACUACCCU
This is a messenger RNA of Mesorhabditis spiculigera, 1503 nucleotides long. Lineage: Eukaryota; Metazoa; Nematoda; Chromadorea; Rhabditida; Rhabditidae. The record is from the annotation of a GenBank genome assembly.